This is a messenger RNA of Myotis brandtii (Brandt's bat), 2147 nucleotides long. RefSeq names its product myelin protein zero-like 2 (gene MPZL2). The transcript has 5 exons. Gene Ontology annotation, cellular component: membrane. Gene Ontology annotation, biological process: cell-cell adhesion. Bases 359 to 1033 code for a protein of 224 amino acids. Lineage: Eukaryota; Metazoa; Chordata; Mammalia; Chiroptera; Vespertilionidae. The record is from RefSeq and is a predicted model, not a curated record.
CUGGGACGCGGCAGCCUGGCACCCCCUCCCCGCCGCUUCCGAGCCACCCGGAGGCCAGCGCCCAGAGGAGCCGAGCAGGAGAGCGAGGCUGCGGCUGUGGGGCUCUGUGCAGACUCGCUCAGGGCAGAGGGCGGAGGGAGGAGGCAGGGGGGAGGCGCUGGGAGCGGAGGCCCCACCUUUCAUUCCAGCAAAGUGCACCCGCGGAGCAGGGAUGAGUCACAGGCGCGGGCGCUCGGGUUCCCACAGGUGAGGGGCUGCCUCGCUCCGGACAACGCAGGUGCCCGCUCGGGAGUGGCCUGGCAGGGGGCUGCAGCCCUCCGUCUGCCGUCUGGCCUGGGGGCCAGGGCUGGGCUUCCUCAUGUAUGGCCGGAGCCUCCCGCGCGCUGCGCUGCUCCUGCUGGGCAUACAGCUCACAGCUCUCGGGCCCGGAGCCGCCGUGGAAAUUUACACGUCCCGGGUGCUGGAGGCUGUGAACGGCACGGACGUCCGGCUGAAGUGCACUUUCUCCAGCUUCGCCCCCGUCGGCGACGCUCUGACCGUGACCUGGAAUUUCCGCCCCCAGGAUGGGGGCUCUGAGCAGUUUGUUUUCUACUACCACAUGGACCCCUUCAAACCCAUGAGCGGACGGUUCAAGGACCGGGUGGUCUGGGACGGGAACCCCGAGCGGUACGACGCCUCCAUCAUGCUCUGGAAGCUGCGGUUCGACGACAACGGGACAUACACCUGCCAGGUGAAGAACCCGCCCGACGUGGACGGGCUCGUCGGGGAGAUCCGGCUCAGCGUCGUGCAGACCGAAAAGAAGAAGAAAGACUCAACCAAGAGAAGAAGGUCGCGGUUUACCUGGAAGACACAGACUAACGUUCCUCAAUGGAGGCGGAGGAGGCCAAGGGCAAGACCCCAGGAGGAGCCGAAGUGGAGGGAAGCUUGUCGCUGGCCCUUUCGUGGUGACCUGUUUCCGACCAGCUCUACCCAGGACCACCCAGACAAGCACCCGAGCCUUCCCGGGAGACACGGCCAAAGCACCCCUCGCUGAGGACCUCUUCUCUGUUAGUUAGAGCGCAAGCAACUUCAAGUGAGCGUUUGUGCCCUGGGAAGCAGCGCUCUGGCCGGAGCAGUCCUCGGUGAUGAUGACUCGUCUGCACCCCUGGCAGCGCCUGCGAGGAAAGCCCCCUGUCCACCCGCAUUUCCUCUGCAUUCGCUCCGGGAGCAGCGCUCCUGCUGCUGGAGUUGAUGGGUUCACCUGUCCUCCUCGCAGCGAAGCAGGCCAACCUCCCAGCUGUUUCCAGGAACAGAAAACCCCAUAGUUAAGCGGCGCAGAGCAGUUUGGUUUUCACGGCGCUCCUUUAAUCUGGGACACAUCUUACCGUAUGACCUUCCUUUCAAUAUCCCUAGAUGGUAGUUUUUUCCUAUUUUUGUCAAUUGAUCAAAAGUUUACCAGAGAGCACCGUCUAAAUCACAGAGUCGCUAAGGAAAGGCUACCGUAGUGCUAACAGGUGACAAAUGCCACUCUCUGGGUGAACUGCUUGUCACCGGCACCUUUUUUCUGUUUUGUGAAAAGCCAUCGACAGCGCAGGUCUUUCAGAGCAGUGAUGGCUGUGUCUCCUGCCCCCUCCCCACCUCUAUGAUCUGUAACAACAGCAAAGUAUGCUCAUUCCUUUGUAGCCGGGAUCAUCAAGCAGUUAAUUAGAAGAAUUCUGAAAUGGUAUUUUAUGAUUUUAAAAAUUUAGGGCAGGUGAAAAAAAUCAACCCUAAAUGAUGGUCAUUUUGUUCAAUGGUACACAAAGCUCUGAGAACUGGAAGAGGUUACUUCUUUCUUUUUUAAAAAUUCACUUGUUCUGGGGGAGAAUUUGGUGUGGGGCAAAGAAAUGCCAAAACUAACAGAAUGAAAUCAACUUUAUUCUUUUUUUCUCUUAUACUAAUAGAUAAAAGAAACGUUAUAAGUGAGCUAUGAAAAAAAGAGAGCUUUUUAAAAAGUGUCUAGUUUUCUGGCUUAUUUCCAAACUUAAGUUAUAGCAGCAUUUAUUCAGAAGACAGGAAACAUCUAAAAGUUUAGGCUUCCCCCACAUCUUUACAACAUGAUAUGUUCAGUUUUCACUGACUGGGCUAAAGAUGUUAUUUCUUUUAAUAAACUGGAAUUUUCAAAUAGA